AUGCCAGAGUUGCGAAGUGGUGCUCGGAGAUCAAAACGGCUAGGUGAUCUUCAGGCUGCACCUCAACCCGUUGACCAAGUAGAGAAUUUUCUCUUGCCUACUCAGAAACAAACCAGAAGGAGAGCUGCUGGAGGAGGAAGAGGAAGGGGUUGUAAUGUCACAGCUGUAGCAAAAGGGCCAUCAGCAGCGGUACCUGCCAGGCCAACAGCUGCGGGUAGGGGCAGGGGGAUUAGGCUGAUAGAUUUAGACCCAGAGCCACCUUGUGAGGUUCUUCCAGAAGCUGCUGCCGUCGGGGCAGGUGAACCGGUUUUUAAUAGAAUUGACGGAGUCGCAGGUAAAGAUAUUGCAAUGGAUGGUGGAAGUGCAGACAAAAUAGUGGGAGUUGAGGAAGAAGCAAGCACAACUCCCGUACCUGAAAGGGUACAGGUGGGGGGCUCUCCUGUAUAUAAGACAGAAAGGAAGUUGGGUAAGGGAGGUUUCGGCCAAGUUUAUGUUGGCCGAAGGGUAAGUGGUGGCACCGAGAGAACAGGACCAGAUGCGACUGAGGUUGCAUUGAAGUUUGAGCACAGAAAUAGUAAGGGUUGCAACUAUGGGCCUCCUUAUGAGUGGCAAGUGUACAACACGCUGAAUGGAUGUUAUGGCAUUCCAUGGGUCCACUACAAAGGUCGCCAAGGAGAUUUUUACAUUCUGGUGAGAGAUGUUUUAAACAAAUAUUUGGAAUAUGGAAAUUUUCAGGUAAUGGACAUGCUUGGACCUAGUCUUUGGGAUGUUUGGAAUUCUUUAGGCCAGUCGAUGUCACCAACUAUGGUGGCUUGCAUUGCGGUGGAGGCUAUAUCAAUUCUUGAAAAGCUUCACUUGAAGGGGUUUGUGCAUGGAGAUGUGAAGCCAGAGAACUUCUUACUUGGUCAACGUGGAAGCCCUGAUGAGAAGAAGUUAUAUCUCAUUGAUCUUGGUUUGGGUAUGCCAUUUUUCUUCUUGUCUUCCAUUUUGGUCCCUCUGUCCACCUUGAAAUACCAACAUUAUUAUGCUGUGUUAAGCAAAUACUUUGAUGCUAGGCGACAUUUUAAUGGAUUGUUAUCAUGCUAUGCCUGCGCUUCUAGAUGGAAAGAUGCGUCAUCUGGUCAGCAUGUCGAAUAUGAUCAGCGGCCUGAUAUAUUCAGGUUUGUCAAUUUCAUAAUGGGCACAAUUCGAUAUGCGAGUGUGCAUGCACAUUUAGGUCGGACAGGGAGUAGAAGGGAUGAUCUAGAAUCAUUGGCAUAUACAUUGAUAUUUCUUAUCAAGGGAAGGCUACCGUGGCAAGGCUAUCAGGCGAGUUGGCAUUGGUGCUUCAUAUUUAUUCUCCUUCUAUCUUUGUUUUGGAAAAUACAGGGAGACAACAAGAGUUUUCUUGUCUGUAAAAAGAAGAUGGCUACUUCUCCAGAGUUGAUGUGCUGCUUUUGUCCUGCUCCAUUUAAACAGUUCCUUGAAGCUGUUACAAAUAUGAAAUUUGAUGAGGAGCCAAAUUAUUCCAAGCUGAUAUCUUUCUUUGACAGUCUUAUUGAACCAUGCACGUCACUGAGACCAAUAAGAAUUGAUGGAGCUCUCAAGGUUGGGCAAAAGCGGGGGAGAUUGCUUAUAAAUUUGGAAGAUGACGAGCAACCAAAGAAGAAGGUACGACUGGGUAGUCCUGCUACUCAAUGGAUAUCGGUUUAUAAUGCACGGCGCCCCAUGAAGCAGAGAUAUCACUACAAUGUUGCAGACUCAAGACUCUAUCAGCAUGUACAGAAGGGUAAUGAAGACGGUUUAUAUAUCAGCUGUGUGGCUUCAGCUGCGAAUCUUUGGGCACUAAUCAUGGAUGCAGGAACAGGUUUCGGUUCCCAAGUUUAUGAGCUUUCCACUGUCUUCCUUCAUAAGGAUUGGAUCAUGGAACAGUGGGAGAAGAAUUAUUACAUCAGCUCCAUAGCUGGUGCAGCUAAUGGCAGUUCCUUGGUUGUUAUGUCUAAAGGACGUGCACUAUCUGGUGUUGGUUGGGUGGUUUAG
This is a messenger RNA of Ilex paraguariensis (yerba mate), 2019 nucleotides long. NCBI's taxonomy places the organism in Eukaryota, Viridiplantae, Streptophyta, Magnoliopsida, Aquifoliales, Aquifoliaceae. The record is from the annotation of a GenBank genome assembly.